AUGAUUCACAAGCUAAUAAUUCUUUCCGCGGUUCUCGUCUAUGCGACCUGCAUGGUCAUUCAUCAGACCAUACCAGUCUACCUACCAAUCCAGUACGAGGAGCCGACAAACUAUAACUACGGUUAUGAAGUCAACGAUGCAAACACUGGAGACUACAAAAGACUUCAAGAAACCAGGAACGGAAACUCCGUGGUGGGCCACUACUCCAUCCUUCAACCUGACGGAAUCACCAGGACCGUGCAGUACACAGCUGACAAUGAAAACGGGUUUAACGCUGUUGUCAACAACGUAGGGAUACCAAGCAUUCCUGAGAGACAAGACAAAGAUAAUGACUCGCGUAAGCAAGAAGAGAGACCUAAGGAGCAAUCUUGGCAAACUCAAAGCGAGCAAUCAACCUCGUCUCCAUCGCUUUCUCAAGCCUUGAUACAUCAUAUCUUGAAAAACUGGUCGUAA
Molecule: messenger RNA, 453 nt
Organism: Papilio machaon (common yellow swallowtail)
Lineage: Eukaryota; Metazoa; Arthropoda; Insecta; Lepidoptera; Papilionidae
Product: larval cuticle protein A2B
Exons: 1
Coding region: 1-453 (150 amino acids)
Cellular component (GO): extracellular matrix
Source: RefSeq, a predicted model, not a curated record